This is a messenger RNA of Medicago truncatula (barrel medic), 1152 nucleotides long. Its product is annotated as zinc finger matrin-type protein 2. The record is from RefSeq and is a predicted model, not a curated record. Gene Ontology annotation, cellular component: spliceosomal complex; U4/U6 x U5 tri-snRNP complex. The transcript is spliced from 9 exons. Gene Ontology annotation, molecular function: zinc ion binding; nucleic acid binding. The coding region runs from base 138 to 746 and encodes 202 amino acids. Lineage: Eukaryota; Viridiplantae; Streptophyta; Magnoliopsida; Fabales; Fabaceae. Gene Ontology annotation, biological process: mRNA splicing, via spliceosome.
AACUAGGGUUUCACUCCUAAAAUCCCCAAUUCAAAUUUUAUUCUGUUUCAAAUCAAUCAAUCAUAAACGAACACCUUCACUCAUCAUCCUAAUUCCAAUUUUCUCUAGAACUAGAAUCGCUUAUUUUUCGAACAAAAAUGUCUAACACCACAAGCAACAGUGCCGCUGGGGUUGACAACACAUUCAGAAGAAAAUUCGAUCGUGAAGAGUAUCUUGAACGUGCUCGUGAGCGUGAGAGACAGGAAGAAGAGAAAGCUAAACCUAAAGGUAGAGGUCCUCCAGUGCAGAGGAAACCAUUGAAACAUAGAGAUUAUGAAGUAGACCUUGAAUCCCGCUUGGGAAAAACUCAGGUUGUAACGCCGGUUGCACCACUAAGCCAACAGGCUGGAUAUUACUGCUCAGUUUGUGAGUGCGUGGUGAAGGACUCUGCAAACUACUUGGAUCAUAUUAAUGGAAAGAAACAUCAGAGAGCGUUGGGCAUGUCUAUGCGAGCUGAACGUUCUUCUCUCAAACAGGUUCAGGAACGGUUUGAAAAUCUGAAGAAACGGAAAGACCUAGGAAGCUUUACAGAGCAAGAUUUUGAUGAAAGGAUAUUAAAACAGCAACAAGAGGAGGAAGAAAGAAAGCGACUGCGUCGGGAAAAGAAAAAAGAAAAGAAGAAGGAAGCAGUAGAAGAACCUGAAAUGGAUCCUGACGUUGCUGCCUUGAUGGGGUUUGGAGGUUUUCGGUCGUCCAACAAAAAGUGACAUUCUUCUACAUGUGGGAUGAGCUGUGUGAAAUUUUGAGCAAUUUUCUGCAAUGUUGAACAGAAUCUGGUAGCUAACAGUUUGGUUCUGGGUGGUUUUAGGAUGAACCUAUGAUCAAAUGGAAAAUAGUUGGGAUCAAACAAUAGUUUGCAAGCUGUCCAUGGUGUUAUAUUUAUUCACAAGAUUGGUAUGUUUGUUGUACAUUUCUUCUGAUAGCUAACAUGAUGUAUCAUAUAAUCUUGAAACAUGUAUUAUUUACCAUUAUCCAUGUGGGGAGUGACAGAUUGCCAUGGCUCAGAGAUAUCCAUUAUGAACAUUCGAUUUAAUUCUAUAGUGGGCUAAUGCUUUCCAAAGGGUGAAUAUUUUUUGAUCGAGGAAGAUAUACAUGCUAUUUUUUGCCCAAUAA